CAUAGCACAGCACCGCAGCUCGCCCACGAUGCAGCAUUAAGUUAAGCAAGGUUCGGCGGGGGUAAGGUGCUUGCGAUGUGCCCAGAUAACUACAUUACUUUUCCUCACAGCCGUCACCGCCGUACUCAUACUCAUACUCCUUACGCGUCAGUCAGGCCAAUACCUGCUACCGGUAUUUGCUUUGCUUGGUUUCUUGGUUGCUUGCUGCCCACAAACCGCAUACGCCCGCAGUCCGGGUAUCUCUCUCACUUCUAACUGCCGUGGACGUUUGUUAUUUCGUUUUUUCUCCUCUUUUCUUUUCUUUUCCUCUUGAGAUUUGUAUCCUUUCGGUUUGUCUGUUGCACCCGCUUCAAACGCGUUUUGUUUUCCUCUAUCGACCUCCUCCUCCCCCCGGUCCUUUUUCUUGAUUUGCCCUCUUCCCUUCCCAGACCCUCUCACUUGUGAGGAAAAAAAGAGAGAAAAAAAGAAAAAACACCCCCCACCUAGCAGCCGAGUUACCGCUCGGAAUUCUUGCUGUGUCAUCCCGUCUAACUCCACCCUUACUCCACUCGCCUUUCCGUCCAUCUGUCGUUUCAAUAUAACUGCAAGGAAAGAAAGGGAGGGAAGGAAGUGGAGCCCGGUAGCCCGCGAGUUUCUGAUUACAGCUUCAUCCUGUCGCUGCCCUUAUAGUUCGGAAACCCAAAAGGAUCCAGUAUCGGUGGUGUGGUAGCGGCACGGCGGCUAACUGAGAUCAAGAGGCAGAAAGAAAGGAAGAAAGGAAUCAGGGAGAGCAGGAGAGCAAGAGAUCAAAGGAAAGGGAAAGAUAGGAAAAGAAAAAAAAAAGAAAAAAAAGAAAAAAAAAAGAGGAAAAGAAAGUGCAGGCAUACAGUACUGAAUUCAAAAGGGAGAAAAAACAAAAUAGGGAGGUCGAAAUCAAGGAGUCACGCUCAGGGCACGAUACCGUGAGUGCGUCCCGGAGAACACUAUCUUUUAGAAACACAAGACACGGGAUAUUGUUGCCAAACUGCGACGAUAUCGCAGAACCGGUUCGCGCGACUGAUCGAUAAUAAGGCUUCCGUGUUCCUAACAAGAAGAUUCGAGGCAGAUAUAUACAGUACGCGGAAGGGCAUUCACCACUAUCUCUAACCCAUUGGGUUUCUUGAGCCUGCAACUCCUGCCUGUCUCGACGGCUGCCCUUUCCCCUCAUCGCAGAGGCGGCUCGAAUAACGCAAAAUAUAUAACACAUCCCUCUGCUGUCUACGGUAAUCCUCCAAAACCCCGGUUAUCAUAACUUAUAGAUCCUCGACCUUGGGGAGAGCAAGCCGCCGACUACCUCCCCACCAUCCGCUGUCGCCGAGAUAAAAAUAAAAAAAGAUAGCAAGAGAAGGAAUAGACCGAAAAAGGGCACUCGAAUACGACGACUGCUCCGCAUUAUUAGGGUUCACCUUAAGGGGCGCAUACCCUGGCGAAAGGCGGAAUUGGGUUUUCUAAAGGGUACCAAGCAAGAGCUAAGUCAGUAUGACCACAGCCACGGGUACUGGUGCUUCAUUCUCCGCUCCUCCCAAGAGGCUAAAGCCAAAGUCACCAAAAUCACCCCGGAAUCCUCCAAAUUCCCGACUAAACCAACACCCUCGAAAUCCAUCACCUCCGUCGCCGCUACAAUCACGAAGUGUCCCCCCACACGGAUCUACACCGAGCUCUCAGUCAUUUCUGCUCUCGAGAACAAAUUCUUUGCCUUCGACCAUCAAGCCCGCAUCCGAUCGUCACAUUUCGCUCCUCGACUUGGAGGACUUUGAUCGAACUACCGGUCAACACUAUCUUGGAGAGGAAGACUCUUUUGGCCUCCAUCCAUUCUCCGCCGGUUCCUUGGAAAGCGGCUACGAGCCUCCUUCACCGAGAUCUUUUUAUAGUGCGGCGACGGCGAGCUCAGCCAGCACAACAAAAGCCGGCGGGGGGCGAUCAUCGGAAGAGGAAUCUCCGAUAACUCCCGUGCCUCCAACACACCUGCAGCAGCCAUCUUCACCAAGAUCAAAUCGUAGGCUGAGGCGGCCGACGAGGCCAAACAGUCCUCCUAGCUCGUCAGGUUCUUCAUUGGGCGAUCGGGUCGCUUCUGGGAGUUCUUCAAGAAGUCACGGAAUCGGCUCCUUUGCUGGCUAUUCGGGUAGCCAUCUAUCGGGUCAGUCGCCGACAUUAGGGCCUCAGCAUGGUGAGCAGACGAUUCUAAGGGAUUUUGAAAAUGUGCGUGUCUCGGCUUUGCUAUCACCGUCAGAGUAUCUACAUCUGUCCCCCCGAGGGGUAGGAUGAUGCGUGUAGUAAGGAAUUACUUGAGGUGCUAACCUUUGAUCCAUAAUUGUUUGCGUCCUAGAUGUCACCGAACAAUUCUAUUCGCGACCUCUGCAUUGCCGUGGUAGGGGCAAGGGGUGUGGGCAAGAGUACUUUUAUUCAGAGGGCGUAUGAUCUGAAAUCUCCGCCGAAUGAAGACACUGUUACCGCAAAGCUUAUGACUGUUGAACGGUCGCUAUGUACUGUCAAACUGGUGGAGAUAGAUCUGGCAAAACUUGAUCUCGACUCUCAACAGUUGAUAUGGCCACGGGUGGGUUUUCUCCAAUUCCCGUUCUCUGCCCUGCCCAGCCACACAUGUCUCGUAUUUCAUCUGCGCCUUUGGGGGUUUCGCUGAUCAGAAGUUAGACGGUGGACGGCCACAGGCUGCCGUUUGUCGACGGGGUACUUAUCCUAUACGACGUGACGAACCCGGCGAGCAUUGAAGAGUUGCCUGAAUACCUUGGUGAGUACUGGAUGUCUUCCACCUCUCGACGCUGAUCUCAUACGAUAUGUUCGCUCUCCCUUCUGUCCCUUUUGCUGAUCAUGGGCUGGAGUAAAUUAGAUGCCUUUGCACGGGCUGCGCUCCCGACACUGGUAGUGUCGUGCAAAUGCGACGCGCCACAGCGGCAGUUAAAUCCUAACAAUAUUGAGCAAGUGGGUAUGGUUGGCGGAUAUGAUGCUAUGCAGACUUCUGGUACCUCUCCAGACAGUCAGAGGAAAUGUCUCGCCGUGAUUUUGAGUAUGAUCGCGAGGAAAAGUGGUUAGUAUAGUUUUAUCCGUUUCUUCUUUCCCCUCUGGACACGCAGGCGCUUCGUGCACCCCCGAUCGCAGUUUACCCCUAUGCUUUCUUGUCCGACAACUGCUCUUUGCUUGUUUGCCUCGUGCAAAUAGAUUUUCGUGGCAAAAUGGGGGAUGUUCUUUAGGGCGCAAUAAUAAGGGGGUUGCUACGCUGCAAGAUGUCUAGUUUGUUUUGGCUGGCGUACCACUUUCCUUAUCAGAUACCCAAAUUUUGGCGUCAUUUGUUGGGAGAAAGCCGAUGCAGCUGCUUGCCGUUUCAAUCAUCCCUCAGUUAUUUAUCUUGGCCGGGGUGGUGCUUUUGCCAUUUACGCUCAGCGACCGCGUCGAUGCGUUACCGGUAUUUUCCGUUCAAUGCCAGCACACCCUCUCUCAUGUCCUAAGCGUCUAGGGAUCAAUGGGGCUUUUCGGCUUAAUAAUUUUGUCCCUUUAUUUUCUGCGCGCUUUUUGUUCUUAACGUGUUCUAUAUCAUAGUCUCAACUAGUGAUUGUCUUUGUCUACACUGAACAAAUGCUAACAAUCUGGCGCCCUCAUUCAGAGAAGAGCCCCCUAAAUCUGAAUGGUCGGCGGCGUGCAAAUUCAUCCGCGGCGAAUAACAGUCGGACGACUUCACCAAGGCCUUCAACGGCUCGAAGCGGCCACAGUCGAGCGAGCUCAGAGUUCUCAACUACCUAUAUGAAAGAGUAUCCGGAAGUUGCGACACAGAGUGCUCAUGCUGCGCAAGCUCGAAUACCAAGAUCACCCAUUAGUUCGGCGCUAGGGGCUCCAGGUAUAUACAACUCGUCUUCUUCAUUGCCGACGAGUGGCUUGUCUGCGGACACCCGGGGCCAACGAUUAUCUGGCGGAUCCGCUCCUCAAAUAACACUUUCGGCAUCUUCUGGUCCGCUUCUCGAGGUUGUGUCCACUAGUCCUUUUAGUAUGCAGCAACCACAAGGAGCCCGUCAGACGCAGAACGGGAGCCCACUCGCCUACACCUCAUCGAAUGAUACGGAUAGGGGCAGGAAUUCUUUCUUGGAUAUGGAUGAUGAGAAUGGCGGUCUGAGGGAUGUGGAUGAUAUACCGAUACUGGAACGUGAGGGCGGAAUGGACGAUUUUGAGGAGAAAGCGACGCUGAGUAAAGGGUUUACAUUUGACGAAUUAGUGGACAGGUUACUACGACAACACAUGUCCCGAGGAGAUCAAGACUUUACGACAAUCUUUUUAUGCUUCUACAGGAAAUUUGCGCCACCAAGGGAUCUACUGAAUGCCAUAUUGGAAAGGUUCGAACGGUCAAUCUGCGACCAGAUUGCCUUGCACCGUAUUUCGGCCCAGCUGCGGUACUGCAAUAUCCUUCACCAAUGGGUUUCAGCGCAUCCUGGAGAUUUUGCCCACCUGAAGACACGUCAGCGGUUAUUAAAUUUCCUUGAGGUGAUAUCUAGCAAUCGGAAUCUGGCGGUAUUGGCGAGUGAGAUGAGACAGGUGUUGGGACAGGGCAUCGAGGAUGAAGAUGGGGUAUGGGCAAGGUCGGAUUCAGAUACAGAGAGGAAGGAUAGUCUGAGGAGUUUCUUGACCACUCACUCGGCUGCGGACAGUUUGGUAGAAGGUGAAGGGGGAUACAUCAACAUUGGUACAGUAUCAGAAGGAAAUACCCAGAUUCCAUCGGAUAGAGAAUCUGGUCUACGAGCUUCGGAGGUGAUGAGUAGUGCAUCGGUUCGCACGUGCGAUCCUAUGUCUUCACCGCACCAACCCUUGCUCCAGAAAUCGGGAGAUUCAUUAUUGGAUGGUGCGUCGAUGUGGAAGGAACAAUACGAGCUCUUCAUGUCGAUACCGGACGAAGAAAUCGCCACUGAGUUAACAAGGAUCGACUGGUUGGAGUUCUCCAACAUCAAAUGCAGGGACUUGGUGCGGCAUGUUAGCAUUCCCGCGGAUCAGAAGGAAAAAUACCCAAGUCUGAGACACGUCAACCGAAUGAUCAGUCAUUUUAAUCAUGUGGCGUACUGGGUGGCGAGAGUGAUUUUGGAAAAGCCGAAGGCUAAGCACAGAGCUCGGGCUUUGGAGAAGUUUAUGAAUGUUGCUUGGGUGAGCAUCCUUCAGAUCGGUGCCGGAUCAUAAUCGUGUUCAUGCUAAGAAUAACAAUUCACAGACGCUGCGACACAUGAACAAUUACAAUGCACUCGGGGCCGUCAUCGCUGGUAUCAACGGCACAGCAGUUCACCGACUUAGCCUUACGAGAGAGCUCGUGAGCGCGAACACGCAUAGGCAGUUUAUGAGACUGGAGCUGCUGAUGGGCACACACAUGAGCCACAGCAAGUAUCGCCUCGCGUGGGAGAACACUUCCACCGAGCGAAUACCCUUUAUUCCGCUGCACCGGCGAGACCUAGUAUCCGCGGACGAGGGUAACAGGACGUUCCUCGCGGACGGUGACAAGAUCAACUGGAAUAAAUUUCAGGUUAUGGGUGACGUACUAAUGGUGCUGGUGAGAUCUCAAGCAACGCCUUACCGAGACUUGGCCCGCAAUCAUAUUGUGGAGAAAUUGAUCACGGACGCGGUGGUGAGCAUGGAUGAUGAUGUGAGUUUUUUGUCUAAAUUUCCCCUUCCCCAUUGUGCAGGUGCUUUGUUUUGCGUUUUUUUUCCAUCGCACGAUGCGAGGGACAGAGAUCUUAUACGGUGUUCGACGUCAUCAGAUGUUGAUUGGUUUCCAGGAAUUGUAUGAACGUAGCGUUCAGUUGGAGAAUGUUGGCGGUGCGGAGAAGUCGAGGAGGAGGAUAUGGUUUCAGCGGUGACGGUUGGGUAAAUUAAAGGUCUUUUUUCCCCCUUCUAUCAUUUAUAUUGCGCUGGCUAAAUAUCUGCCACAGUUUAUUUCUCCGGCGUUGUAUUCAGGAUACAUAUUGCUUUCUUCCACUGCUGCCACUUUGUCUUCGUCUGGCGACCUUCCUCCCUUGGUGCAACUAAGAGCAACGGAUAUUUAGCUUACCUCUUGUACUUGUAUCCAUCCACUUCACUGGCGAAACUGGUCUUUUGAAUCCUUUUCAUCCAUUCUUUCCGUCUGUCUGCUAUUUAUUGGGAUACGAUCUUCAACUUUUUUCCUGUGUGUGGUACCGCUUUUUUUUCUCUUCCCCUCCCCCACCUCUCUGGCCAGCGCCAUCAGACAAACGAGUGGGCAAUUUUGGUCAUGUUCUUUCAGUUAUGUAUGUAACUUUUUUUCUUCCUUCUGCACGCGUUUUUGUGUAUAUCUCAAGGUUAUGCUGCAUGCCUUUUUAUUUGUACUUGUCUUUUCGGCAUCGGGAUUGGGCCUUUUUCCUUUCAUUUUAUACUAUUCGGGAAACAUGUGUUUUUAGCUGUUAUGUUUCUUCUUGCCUUGGCUAGUUGGCUAGUUAUUUUUUUAAAUUCUUUGACGCCUUGUUUAUUCCUUUUUAUUGGCUGGCUGGCUGGCUGGCUGGGUGUUUUGGUGGGCGGUACCUGAUGGGAGUUCAUUUUUUAUUUAUUUUUGUUUUUAUAUAUUUAGUGAGAACUACUGUACAAGGGGGAGGAUAAGAAAGUAAGAAGGAGGUGAAGAAAGAGGGUUAUGUGCAGGAUUUUUUAUUUAGUUUCUUGGUAAUUACGGAGUAAGUGUGCAUGGAUGGACUGGCGGAAGUGGUGGUGGCGAUGGUAGUGGGUGGUAGUGGUAGUGGUGAUAGUGGAGGUGGUAGUGGCGAUAGCGGUGGUGUGGGAUUAGUCUGCUUUUUAUUUUUAUAUUUUCCUAUGGGAAAUUUUGUGGUGAUUCUUUGGCUUGUUCUUGUCGUUUUGUUUCUGCUCGGCGUGAGAUAUCGCAUUAUGAGUGUUUAUCCAUGUGGGAACCAUAUGGAGUUAGAAACAUGUGGCGCUGAAAAACACAUUGCACUAGAAACAGAGAGGGCUGGAACCACAUAUACAUUGUGAGGGGACUUUAUUCAAUGCCAACCCGCAUUUAAAGGUUCCUAAAGAAGUUUAAAGAAGUUGGGGUGUUUAUGGAUUUACAUCAAUCAACGGGGAGAAAUAGGAAGAAGCAAAAACCAUAAAGUUGUAGAGAGGGGUGGCGAAGGUGCAAGUAAUCGAGAUUCAUCCAGUAUUGUACUAUACAACACGUUAGCCAUCAAGUACUCGAGUAGUCCAUCCGUCUAGUCCCAUCCACUCCUUCCUCCCAAGCAUAGUCUAAAGGACAAGGGUCCAGCUUUCGAUACCAUGCCCUUGCACAAAUUUCCAUCUCAUUUGCUACCAAUGCCGGGGAAUCAUCAUUUGUGCGUCGGCUAGCAAAUAUUGUUAAUCGACAGUGGAAACGGAGCACUGUCCUGUACAGUACUGCACGCUUCUACAACCUCCAUUGUUUACACCAUU
Tuber aestivum (summer truffle) is the source of this 7428-nucleotide messenger RNA. The record is from the annotation of a GenBank genome assembly. Lineage: Eukaryota; Fungi; Ascomycota; Pezizomycetes; Pezizales; Tuberaceae.